This is a messenger RNA of Eutrema salsugineum, 337 nucleotides long. RefSeq lists its product as uncharacterized. The record is from RefSeq and is a predicted model, not a curated record. The transcript is spliced from 2 exons. Bases 1 to 243 code for a protein of 80 amino acids. Lineage: Eukaryota; Viridiplantae; Streptophyta; Magnoliopsida; Brassicales; Brassicaceae.
AUGGCGAAAAUAUUGGUGGCUAUGGUGUUGUCGGUGAUGCUACUUGUCUCGAUAAACUCGGUGGAGAUUUUGGCAGAGGAGCAGCCGACGGUUGGGCAACGGAUAGACUCAGCCGUGACAGGAGUCACCAAUGCAUUCAAUGAACACGGCGGCUCCGAUGCCGUCAAAACUAUUUCCUCCUCCGCAAAGUCCGUUUACGGUUGGUUUGGUGAUAAAGCCAAGGAAUUGGGAAUCCACUUCUGAAAAGAGGAAGGAACAAGUAAAUGUCUUUUUUUAGGAAAAAGAGAAGAAACGACUAAGGGUUUUCUGAGAGUGUGCAAAAGAGCUGGGAUCAGAC